Messenger RNA from Penicillium angulare, 510 nucleotides. RefSeq names its product DUF1993 domain-containing protein. The record is from RefSeq and is a predicted model, not a curated record. The transcript has a single exon. Lineage: Eukaryota; Fungi; Ascomycota; Eurotiomycetes; Eurotiales; Aspergillaceae. The coding region runs from base 1 to 510 and encodes 169 amino acids.
AUGGCUUACACUAUCUACGAUGGCUUUGUCCUCCAGGCAAAGCGUACUCUAACCACCCUCUCUGACAUCAUUCACAAGGCCGAGGAACACCCAGAUGCCUCCAAAUUUCCAACCAGCCGACUUUAUCCCGAUAUGAGGACGCUCAGCUACCAAGUGGCAGCAUCGACAGUCCAAACCCUGAUGGUCAUGGCUAAACUCACCAAUCAACCGUUUCCAGAUUUCGCCCCCGAUGAUGUCGUGUACACAUACCCUGAGAUGUACGAACGCAUUGAGAGUACUCUGAAGGUCAUUAACGAGGCCGACAAAGACUAUAUCAUUGAGCAUGCCGGAGAGGUUCAACUUGUGAAACUUGGACCAUUUGAACAAGAUUUGAGUGGAUAUGCAUUUGCGUCGAUGAUGCAGGCCAAUAUCUUCUUCCAUGUUUCAACUGCCUAUGGUAUUCUGCGGAAGGAGGGUGUCCCAUUGGGAAAGCGGGACUUCAUUACCCCAUUCUUUACUGUGAAAGCGUAA